AUGAUGUUCCGGUCUAUCAUCGGUGCGCCGAUAGUUCACCCUGGUACUGCCAUUCCAUGGUCACUAGAAACCAAUAACGCGGAGAGCAUUACAAGACCUAAACCUACAAAGGCUAUGCCAGAAAACAGAAGACCUAGUAUUGCGCCAUCUCAUGGUGCAAAACAUAGUGUAUCAAAUCCAAUGGGUUCAAGAGUGACAAACAGUUCAAUUGACGCUGUAGAACGAAUCUCUGGGGUUCCAACAAGUAAUUCUUUUGGAAAGAUGAGGACAGUAAGUCUGAAGACAGCAGCAGAGGCGGAACGACAACGUAUCGAUGCCGUGUUUGAGAGAGAGCAGGAACGAAAAAACUCCGAUGCUGGGACAGUCACCACGUCAAAAUCGGUGGCAGACUGUCUAAAUACUGAUCGUUCAACAAGCGUCAAGAGAAAGCCCUUGCUACCGCAGCUUCCGUCAGGAGCCGCUGCGCUUAGGGUAUCUGCUGUCAAAAGAGAGGGAAAUGGGCCAGCAAGCUCAUCUAGUCUACGACAGUCUGAAUUCGUAGCAGCAGAAGGGGGAUCGGACUGGGGAACGAGAUAUAGUGUGGGUAGCCUUGGGACUGAGGAUGAUGAUACGACGCGAUAUACGGCAAUUUCCCAUGCGCCUUACACUCUGGCUGCACCCCCAAGAAUUCCAAAGAUCGAUUUAUUGGAUGAUGAUUCGAGGGUCAUGUUUCUCAAUGAAAUUGUGUAUGAUGACCCAGCGUUGGUAAAGUCAAUAAUGGGGAAGACGGAUAUUGCUUCAACAACCUCCAGAUACUCGGAAUCUAAAACAGGAGCAGUCAGGAGGAGUCCUUCAUCUAUUACCAAGCGUCUUCCAGGUCUCUCACCGGCUAAGGAAUCGAAUGAUUCUGUGGCCUCCUCACCGCCAUACAUGGAUGCGUCGCCGGUUAUGGACAGACCUAGGAGCGUGAAGAAUAUUGCGGAGAGGGGACUUUUCCCUCCGAAUAGGGACUCUGACCUGGCGGCACAAAUGCAAUACAACAAAAAGCAGUCAAACAUGCGGAGGGAAUCGGAACUUCCACAAGUUGAUUCAAAGCCACUACCCGAAGUUCCAGCCCAAUUGCAAGGGGUGGGUACAGAAAAGAAGCGGGCAAGAGAAAUUGUGUUUCCUAUCCCUCCUCCUAGAGCUACUGCCAGGAAAGGCGCCCCGCCACCCAUUACUGUCACCAUUCCGAAGAUUUUAUCUCCAGAAAUAAUCCAAGAGAUCACAGCUGCCGGUAAAGUUGGAAUCACUCAGUCAAUUCCCAGCCCCCAACCAGCAAUUCCCGAAAAGUCAGAGAAGCGCUUGAUGAGCCCGGCUACCAAUGAUCAAAGAGCUAGUUUUACUACUUAUGAGACCGCGAAAGCGUGGGCUGAAAGCGUAUCUGCUGCUAGUGAUAAGCCUAGAUAUGCUGAAAGUAUCAUUGAACCUCUCCCCUCAAUUGCAUACGACAUGUCAGACGACAUAACCCCUAGAAUAGCUGCAGCUAUCUCGGACGGUAAUCAUAAGCGCAAGAGUCUGAUCGCCUUGACAGUGUCCCCCCUCUUUCAAAUAGAGGACGAUGCGUUCACAGACAUCGAAAUCGACUCUGGCUCUGAGGAUGGAGGUGACCAAGACCCGGAAGCGGCUAAUGUGGAAUCUGUAUCUGAUGAACAGACUCAAAGUGAAGCGGAUGAAAUGAUCGUGAACGGAGGAGAGGGCUAUUCCACAGAAGACGAGUCAUAUGAGGAUUUCUUCACUGAUAGCGAAGAAGGUUGCUACCUCGAUGAUGGGAUCUUGAUCUCGGAUAUGGAGGAAGGAACAAGCUAUGACAAGAUCACGGCCGCUGAACGAAAGCUUGAUGCUAAGGUUCAAGAAAACACCGAAGCUUUAACAAACGCCACUCCCAUCCCCAUCCAUUUUCACCUUGGAGACAGUAUACCUACCUUCUCAGAGAGCAGGCGGAAAUACGGAACCAAGAGGAAGCCACCACCAUCUCCGAUAGGUUUCUUGGUACAGCAGAAACGUAUCUCUCAACAGCAGUCGAUGGAGGCACGGCUAACAAUUUUCGCUGGAACUCAACAUCUUGCUCCUCUUGAAGAUCUUAUGAAUAGGCUUCCAGUAAACAAGAAGGGUGACUCUCGUGUGAGUUACGUAUCUGACGGUAGAAACUCUCUGUUAGCUCGGCUGGAGAUGGAAAUGGGACAGCAGGAAAAUGAAUGGAUGGGAAUGCAUAAGACACUGGAAAGAAGCUCAAUGGGAUCAAUCGAGGAAACUCCAGAGCAGAGAGCCUCCCGGUUAUCCCGAGACAUUUCAGAGUGCCGCUCAUCCCUGGGAAAGGUUAAUGAGGGUAUUUUGAUUAAUAAACGGUUGAGUACUGUUGACACAGAGUCUGUUUGCUCAGAUGCUCAACCGAGUGCGUGGCAUGCUCAGAUGAGUUAUCUUGUUCAAGCACCGUUGAUGAACCCUAGUGAGGUUCUAGCCAGACCGACUUCUAUCCUCGAAAGUCAAAAUACACCAAUCUCAAUAGUUUCAGACUCAGAUACCGAGGCAUAUGCUUCCAGGGAUGAGUCGCCAUAUGGUACAAAUCACAGCGAGGUCCACACGGAAUCGUACUAUGGAAAUGAUACUUUAAACUUUAUCAUAGAAGAAAACGAGGGACUCGAGCACUAUGCAGAAUAUCAAGAGACAUUCGAGGACGACAGUGAGAUUCAACUUCUUGAACCUACGGUGUAUUGCCCGAGUACACGCUCUACCAGCAUAAUUUCUCAUCCCAACUUUAUAUACUCCGUUACUUCGGAGUCAUCCCCUCGAAGUGCAAGGUCACCUUCAAUUUCAUUUCUUUGGAACACCCGUCCCAUCCAAGGAAGCUCCCCUCCCGUGAGUAGCCAGCUAUGGUCAUACCCUGUAUUGCUGCCAAGGACCCCCCUAGCACUCCCUGCUGCAUUAGAUCUUCGCCCAAAACGCCGUAUCUCAAGUACACCCAUUGCAAAAGCUACCACAAGCCUCUGGGUAAAGGCCCACGGCCCUCAAAUCCAACCCAAUACAGGUUUGUGGAGAAGCCCGAGGGAACAAAAGCCGAAAAGCAUCAUCGCCGCUUCAUUCGGGCAUGGUAGAAGUCGCUCACUCAAGCUUAAAAGAGUUACAUUUGUGGAGGAAGUGGUGACAGUCGAGACAACUGGUUUAUUCGGAAAACUUAAGAAACUUUGGGGGGGUCAUACAAAGUCUCAUUCAGUUGACAGUCCCGCUGCUCCAAGAUAUUUGAGGGAUGUAGACACAGCUAUAGACUCUGUUAUUGUGAGAUAUGCAAACAAGACGCUUCCGCCUCUUCCGCCUCUUCCUCCAAGGACAGAUAUUAUGAAGCACAAAGAGCCCGAGAAUACGACCCGCAACCACCUGUGGUUACAUCAAUCCAGUCCUCCAGCCAUUACUCAACCAUCGUUACUGUGGAAUCAAACACAUGCACAAGAAGUCCAGAAUACCCAAUUGUUCAUCAAAGACAUCCCUUCGCUCCGUAGAAAGGCUCCUCAACAAACAUUCUUGCCAAGCCUUACUUCGAACAGACUAUGGGGAUAUGUUGAACAGCCGAUGAUGCCAUCACUUUGGUCAAUAAGCUCCGCUAGCACUAGGUAUCUCUGGCCCUACGGAGAAAGAACAGCAGUUCGCAGUUAUCUCUGGCCUUCUGCCCCGCCCGCCAAGAAAAAUGAGGUUAUUACAACCAGAUCUCGAUCACUCGCGAUCACUCGCCUCACUCGCCUCCAGUCAUCUUCGCUCUGGGUGGCUACUGCGGCUUGCAAGAAUGGCGGAAACAAAGUUACUGCACUUUGGGAGCCCGCUGACUCUAGAGUAAAUGCUGUAGGAUCCCAGAAACAUGAGCCUAUGCUUUGGAUUAAGAGACAGAAUAUUGUGCCCGUUGCUUCUGGACACUUAUGGCCCAAUGCGCCUGAACUUCCUAUGUUACCGUCAUCUUUGCUAGCUAUCCGAGCUCGCGUUGCCUCAGCUGAACUCCCAAUCCUCGAAUCCAACCAACUAUGGACCUUUGCUAAAGAAGCGCUCGGGCUGUGGUCACUCCCAGAAAGAUCGACCGGGCUCUGGCCUCAUGGAGGGCGUGAGAAAGUUGUUUCUUUCCUUUGGCCUUCCGCAUUGACACUAAAUUAUAUUCCUGCAAGAAUUGCCUCGAAACGUUCACGGGUUAUGGCAGCUGAACUUGAGAAACUUGAGUCGGAGCAAUUGUGGUCCUAUAGUGACGUCCAAUUUGAGCCUGUUGAGGCAAAGGGAAUGUGGAAAGCAGUAACUGUUGCAGUCAAGCCAACUAUCGUCGAGCAGAAUAUGGAAACGCUCACAAGUCUACUUUGGACUGCACCCGAAGAAGUUCCGUAUGUAGCUACUCCUAGCUAUCUUUGGCCAUUAGCUCACCCCCUUCCACCCCUUCCCUCCCCCCUCCCCCUCCCACGCGUUUCGCCUACAACGAAGGCUCGUAACCCAACCAAAAGCACAAUAGUGUCACUCUCUGGAGGGCUUUGGAGCUCAGCACCAGUAUUACUUCCACGUCUCUGGUCUGCGCCAGCAACUGAGUCUGGGCUCUGGCCGCACGGAAAGCUUCAACAUGCGCAAACGAGGGCUCUGUGGCCGUCUGCACGCCCACUUGCGAGCACAGCGAACCAGAGUCUCCACAACGCUCGUAUAAUCAUCACCGGCUUGCAAAUAGAAUCGUCGCGACUCUGGAGCGCAGAAUCAGCAAUAAAAGCGGAAUUAUGGGUUCCACCACCUAAGAAAACAGGAUUGUGGCCCAAUGGGCAGGUGGUUAAGAGCAAAUCUGUUGGGUUAUGGCCUUCUGACACUGAAUUAAGGCUCCCAGAAAUCGUGUUGAUUCGCCAGGUCAAACAACGCAGCCCCAUCAAUCUAGCAACUUUGGAAUCUCAUGAGCUUUGGAGCAAUUUCAAUAUCAAGCAAUCACUCUGGAAACAAGCAAAUGGUCAAAGUGGUCUGUGGCCCCAGGGCGCAUACAAUUCUGGAAAGCGGCAGCUUUGGAGCGCCGAUAGUAAUAUGCAAACUGGCCUAAGAAGAAAUCUCACAUUGAAAUUAGCAACUAUCGAGGGAAGGAAAAGAUAUGAGAGAAAAGCAAUAACGGCCAUAUUAGAAUCGCGCGCGCUGUGGAGUCGAGCGGUACAUAUCCGACCAAAAUCUGCUGGCCGGCUUUGGACAAAAGAGAUUGAAUAUAUCGGCGAAUUGCCCAAAAUCAAGACUGCUGAGCUGCAGGAGAAAGACGAUGUCGCUUCAGUAUCGCCCGGUUUAUGGGCUAAUCCAUCUCCUGUUUCUUCUCCAUCUCCUGCAAAUCUAAUGACGCCUGUUGCCGUACUUUGGACGGCAUCCCCCCUCAAAGCACCCAGGAUAGAAUUCACAAUCUGCCGGGAAACCAUCGUAGUCGCAGUUCAACGAAGGAAGUCGGCUGGAGCUGCCAAUUUGAUGCUGACACCUCUGCAAGGCAAUCUCUGGGUCGCAGGGAUUCCGUCGCUUUUACCCGGAGGAUCAACACCUCGCACCGGGAUGAAGCAAGCUCCUCAGGAUGGUCUGUGGAACUCGGCCAGAACGAAUGCCAAGCUGGAGAAAAAAGUUCCUUUAUGGCAUAGGCACAAUGUCAUUGGCAAGGAUCGAGUUGCGGUGAAGCAGCAAACAUUGACAACAGACACCACUGGAUCGUUCGUCGCCGUGAAAUCCGAUCAACUAAGGACCUUCAUCUCUGCCGAAACAGAAGAGGAUGGUGUCAAUCAUGUCCAUCAUGACGGGCUAUGGCAUCCAGCCGUAAUGACAAAGCCGGCAAAAGAGAGGCCGCUCACUGCAGACACGGUUCCUCGGGAAAGGACAUUUGUUACUCCGAGGACUUGCGCCCUCUGGCAAAAGAACAAAAGUGACAAACCCCUAGCACCGAUAUUUCCGACAUCAGUAAUGAUAAUCCCUGUAGUUCCAUCGCGAUCGAAUAAGCGAGCAGCAUCGAAUAUUCCUCCCCCGCUUUUCUUGGCGCCUGUAGGUGGCCCAAUGUGGACGGCUGAUAAAACGAGUGAAUCCCGUCCGCGUGGACUAUGGCGUCAAACGAAAAACGAGGGUACAGGGACGAAGAAGGGUCUUUGGCAACCCAACAACAUUGAUAAGUACAGCACCCUAACCGUAACCAACCAAGCUACCUUGCCGGAGAAAAAAUCGAAUCUUUGGAGUUUUUCCGGGACAAAACCAGAACGACAAUCAAUCUUCCAAAACCUGUCAGUUGAGUCCAUUCGCAGGUCUACCUCUACAACCACCAGGAACCACAAUUCUAUCACAAAUCCCAUGGAGGGAUCACUUUGGGUGAAAUCACGCAAUACUAUUCCAGAAAAACCGAAGCUAUGGCGCAAAGCAGAAAUCCCACAGAGACUAUGGUCAGCCGAUAAUAAUGUUAAUAGCAGCAGUACUUAUAUGACUAUCACCACCAAAGCGGUUCCUACUGUCGCUACUAGGCAUUUGUGGGGAAAGGACAAUGUCACCACCACGCCUAUUUUCGCCGACCUUUCGCUUGAGUCUUCUCGAUCUCGCAGAGAGUUUACUCCCAAAGCGUUCUCUGCCCCGCCUGAAGGAUUGUGGAAAAUGGCACUAACCAGCGAACCGUUGGAGAUGAUUGCUGAAGUGCCGAAGAUUGGUCUUUGGGGAGCAACAGACGCUGCCCCAAUCAUUGUCAAGAAUGUCCCUACUAAGACACUUUGGAAGAAGGACAACACAGAAACUCCAAUUUUCGCUGACCUACCCCUUGAAUCCUUCCGCUCAAAGAAGGAUCACUCUACGGCAACUCUUCCUGUCUUCUCAGAGGGCAUGUGGAAGAAAAAGGUCGCACUCCCAGAACGCCCUCAGUUGUGGAAACCAAUCCCCAAAGCAACAGGUUUAUGGGACGCAAAUGCAAAGACGAAAACUUUGGCUCAGAUAUCCUUGGAGAGGAAAGCAAUGGGAACGAAGAGGCCAUUAUGGUCAAAGGAGAGGGCUUCAAGGACCACUGCAAAAGUUCCUCAACGAUCACCGCUCGCCAUUGUUCGCAUCUCGGAUGACCUAACCCUACCCAAAGCCACUGGUGAUCUUUGGAAGCCAAAGUCUCCCGUGCGACAGGCACCAGUGCUUUGGACAGCACCGAAACCUGUUACACAGUCCGUAAAACCCGCAAAGCCAACCGCAACACUUCUCUGGGGUCAAGGGUCUGGGUCAAAGACAACUGCAGUUGCGGAGCGAACAAAGGUCCCCUUCAUUCCCUCUGAUGCUCCACUUGCUCAAGUUUCUGGCUCGCUGUGGGAACAAAAGUCGGCAGCUAAACCGAUUGGUCUCUGGAAGCGUCCCAUCAAAACGGUAGCGGUAACCACAGUCACUCCAUCUGUACCUCUAUGGACAGCAAGAACAGCCUCUAGGACCACCAGUGCCGUGCCUCAACGUUUGCCUGUUCCGAAAAAGAAGGAUACAAGGAGUAUCAUCCUCCUCCCGGCAACAGGUUCGCUCUGGCAGCCGCCUAAGCGCACUCCCGAGAAGGGACUUUGGAAAGCCCCUGCCCCACCAACCCGCCGACCCCGUAGAGCAAGUCUUCUCUGGGAAUCCCACUCAGCAGCACGCACAACUACUGCAACUCCGGUUCGGACUGCAGUGCCAAAACGUCUCAUCGAGGAGCCCCUCAAAACUGUCAGUGGUACCCUGUGGAAGGCGCCAUCCAAUGAACCUAAGAAGGGUCUCUGGAAACGCACCAUCCCAACAGUUGCGACAUACCGCAAGACAAGUACAACUUCCCUAUGGUCAAAAGAGUCCGCUUCUCGAACAACAUCUGCAAAACCAGAACGUGCUCCUUUCGUUCCAAAGGUUAUCGAUGAAAAGUCUCUUACACUCCCACCUGCCACCGGAGAUCUCUGGAUGCCUACCUCGUCGGCAACACCACAAAAAGUCAGUCUCUGGUCUCGUCCAGCCACCCCCACCGGUGGUAGCGGCGUCUGGGAUGCUCAAGGUCGUACGCCAACCCUGGCCGAAAUCAAGCUUGCGCUUGCAACACGACGAGACAAGACAGAACUGUGGCAGCGUCGCAGCAUCUUGACUUCAAAGCCCGCUAUAGUUGAUAUCAGCAAAAUCACUUCCUCUUCCACUGCCCCACAGAAGAAGGUCAAAACCGCCGAACCAACCCCCGUACCUCAGGUGGAUGGCAGUCUCUGGAGACCCUGUGUAGAUGGGAAGAAUGAACAGGGUAUCAUGUGGAUUACACGCUCCUCUCGUUCCUCCUCUCUGGAAUCUGAGUUUAUUUCUCCGGGCGUGAGCCGUGCUUCAACAAUCAGCGACAUGAGCGACGAGACCGAGUCCCCGCUGACAACAAGUAACGCGGAUGCGUUUGAGCCAGAGGUCAUGAGAAUUCAUAGCACAAAGGUUAGCGUCUCUUCUGCGGCUGGGGAGAAUAUGUGGAGGCCUAUUGGGAUGGCGGAGGGAAAGGGAAAGGGGGUCUCUAGGUCAGACCAGAAGGAGCAAGAGCUUCCUACGUGGGGAGCUUCACACUCGCUUUGGAGCAAACCGUCCACUGAUGAAGAAAAAGCGGCGUUAUGGGAAAACCCCAACUCAUAUGCAUGCUCCUCAGUCUCCGACGAAGACUUCGCAUCGGCUGCCUCCGAACUCAGUGAGGAAUCCCACUAUCACGAUUUCGAAACAGGCCACGAGCCCGACAGUUACUUAAACAACAUGUAUCCCCCCUCUUCGUCUAACCCCCACGUAUUCGUUGGACAGUUCCGUCGUGACAAUUAUCUUCUUCAUCAACAAUCAAACACCCAGCUCCCGGAAAACUCUCCAUUUGCAUCCAACCUCCGCAUCAAGAGUCUCCGUCGGAAGCUAAGGCCCACGAACGGCGCCCCCGGCACAGCUGAAAGGAAGCGCCGCAACACUGAAGGAGAGGAAGAGAGAGAGCGGCUCAGGGUCGAUAGUAUCCCAAUGGAAAGGGCGGUUUCCAUGGGCGAGGAACAUCUAUAG
Molecule: messenger RNA, 9000 nt
Organism: Morchella sextelata
Lineage: Eukaryota; Fungi; Ascomycota; Pezizomycetes; Pezizales; Morchellaceae
Exons: 4
Coding region: 1-9000 (2999 amino acids)
Source: RefSeq, a predicted model, not a curated record